AUGUCUGAAUCUACUCCAAUAAAACUCCCUUCAUCUGCUCCUUUUCCAGUUGUAGUAUCCUCAGUUUUAUGUAAACCAGGUGAAGUGGUUUCUAAACAUAAAACUAUAUUCAAUUAUAAGUAUUGGGAUUAUCAAGAUGACCCUAAUUCCACCGAAGACCCUCCAAAGAAAAUACGAGUUGAACGAUUGGGUACUUUUGAAAGCCCAAUUGAAGGCGAAAUCGAUAAAAUCAAUAUAUCUCCACAAGAUGAGAUAACUCACAAUGGCAUUGAGUUAAUGUUUAUCAAAGAAGCAUGUCCUCACACGGUUCAAUAUGGAGGAUUAUGUGCAUUAUGUGGGAAAUCAUUAGAAGAAGAAAAAGAUUACUCCGGAUACAACUAUGAAGAUAGGGCAACAAUUGAAAUGUCUCAUGACAAAACUGGAUUGAAAAUAAGUUUUGAUGAGGCAGCUAAAAUCGAACACAGCACGACCGACAGAUUAAUUGACGAGAAGAAGUUGAUUCUUGUUGUGGAUUUGGAUCAAACAGUCAUCCAUGCAACUGUGGACCCAACGGUUGGUGAAUGGCAACUGGACCCUUCAAACCCAAAUUAUCGUGCUGUUAAAGACGUCAGAUCGUUUUGUUUAGAAGAACAACCUAUCGUUCCUCCUGGAUGGACUGGUCCAAAAUUGGCACCUACAAAAUGUACUUAUUACGUGAAACUUCGUCCUGGAUUACUGGAGUUUUUGGAAAGAAUGUCAGAAAAAUACGAGAUGCAUAUUUAUACCAUGGCAACAAGAAACUAUGCUUUAGCCAUUGCUAAAAUAAUUGAUCCCGAAGGCAAAUAUUUUGGAGAUAGAAUUCUUAGUCGUGACGAAAGUGGUUCCUUGACUCAUAAGAACUUGAAGAGAUUAUUUCCAGUUGAUCAGUCGAUGGUUGCUAUAAUAGAUGACAGAGGUGAUGUAUGGCAAUGGGAAAGUAAUUUAAUUAAAGUUGUUCCAUACGACUUCUUUGUGGGCAUUGGUGAUAUUAAUUCGAGCUUCUUGCCAAAGAAGAAUGGCCAACUUACUGGACCAAUCAAGAAGAGGAAAAAUAUUGCCAAGUUAGAGGCAGCUGCCGAAUUAUCAAAGGAAGGCGAAAUCAUAGAUGAACAAGGUGAAAUUGAGUCUAUAUCCAGUGAUACUAAUCGAGAUGGCGAUGGUGCCACAACUGCUUCCACAACACCGGUCCCAACAGCUGCAAGUGAGGAUGAUGAUGAUGAUGAUGCCCAUUCUGAUGUUUCUACAAGUUCUCCAGUAGAGAGGAUUCUCGAAUUAGGUGGUGGUGAAGGCAAUACCAGUUUAUUAUUAGACCAGUCAUUGGCAAGAAACCAAUCAAUCGAGCAACAACAACAGGAUCGCCCGUUGGCUAAAUUGCAACAUGACCUCGAACAGAUGCAUGAACACCGUCAUGAAAAUACAGAAAGUAAAUCUCUGGAAAGUGGAUCUGAAGAUGAAGAUGAUGACGAGGAUAAUUUAUUACGUGAUGAUGAUAAUGAAUUAGUUGCGUUAGACAAAGUGUUGGUAAAUAUUCAUGAGGAAUAUUAUAAACGAUACGAUAAGGAAAAUAAACCAGAUUUGACUGAGAUAAUUCCUACUAUGAAGAGUAAAGUGCUAGAUGGUAUAACAGUAUUAUUUUCUGGUAUUAUCCCGCUAGGUAUCAAUCUAGAUUCUGCUGACAUCGUGAUAUGGUGUAAGCAAUUUGGUGUCAAAGUCGUGAAUGAAGUAUAUCCAGAUAUUACUCAUGUUGUUUGUCGAGACAUCGGUGAGGAUAUUGGACCUACUUUUAAGGCCAGAGUUGCAAGAAAGUUAUAUCCGGAUACAGUUAAGAUUGUGAAUCCUGAUUGGUUAUUUGCAUGUUUAAGCAAUUGGACUAUAGUCGAUGAGAAAGAAUACUUGGUUUCUACAGAGAAUCCAAAGCUUUGGAAAAUACAAAAUGCCGAGCUUGAGAAAUAUAAGAAAGCGUUGGAAGAGAGAGCUCACAUGGCCGAAGCUACCCAUAUAGAUUCCAUUGACUCAUUUGAUGAAUAUGACUUGGAUGAAGCAAACCAAGAAGUGGAUGAUUUCUUGGCUGGUUUAAGUGAUGAUGACGACGACGAAGAUGAUGGUGAUCUUGACAACGCAAACAACAUUAACUUUGCUCAAGAACAAGAAGAAGAAGAAGAAGAAGAAGACAACAAUGGUAACAAAGUCCUUGAAGGAGCAGAUAACGUUGAUGAAGAGGAAGAAGAAGAAGAGGUUUCUACUACGAAUGGCCACGAUUCAUUUAUCAAAAAUCUUUAUAGUAACAAGAAGAGACCCUUGCAAGAAGAAGAAGAAGACAGCGAUGCUGAAACUAAUGGUGAAACAUCAAGUAAGAAACAAAAGGUUGAAAUGGAUGAGGAAUUUUUAGAUGAUUUGGAAAAAGAGUUGCUUGAUGGCUUUGAUGAUUUAGAAGAGUAG
Molecule: messenger RNA, 2457 nt
Organism: Candida tropicalis MYA-3404
Lineage: Eukaryota; Fungi; Ascomycota; Pichiomycetes; Serinales; Debaryomycetaceae
Product: protein serine/threonine phosphatase
Exons: 1
Coding region: 1-2457 (818 amino acids)
Cellular component (GO): nucleus
Molecular function (GO): RNA polymerase II CTD heptapeptide repeat phosphatase activity
Source: RefSeq, a predicted model, not a curated record